GAACCCUAUCAGGACGUGUUUAAGGCGCGCGUAAUUUUAAUUCAAUGUUUGGUUUGGACCAAGUUGUAAUAACAGCACACCUGUGCAUUCACUAAAGAUCAGAUCAAGAACUAGACACGAAGCAUGAAUGUUCAAACAUAAAAUCACUCACGGCGCUCCAUUUACAAUUGUUAAUAAUUACAACACUAAAACUAAGUAAUCGUGAAAAGAUAUUCUUCAACAACAGUCCGGAAAGGGUUAACACGAUCACGAAUCUCUUAGCUAAUUUCACCAGAUCCAGCCGCGAUACCGGUUCUUCAUCCCAGAGCUUUGUUCACAGAAACGGUCAGCACAACAAUGGAGAGACUUCGAUUAGGUACUCCUCAGGUUGGAUAUCAACGACACGCUUGACUCCAGCAGUAUUCAGUAACGAUCGAGAAGGCGCGGUGGUAGGACCAGGAAUACCGAACUAACGCGUGUGCUCCACAUUCGCCUGCGUCGAGGACAGCACCUGCGCGAUCUUUCGAUUGAAAACCAGAAGACUAUUUUAAACUGUGUAGCGUCUAUUCUAGUAGUGUAGUUGCUUUGGUUAACAAGUAUUUUCUAUUUUUGUUUGCUUUAUUUAACUUUUGUCGAGUCCACUCGUUACACUUCAAUUGACCUGGAAAAGUACUUUUUAGUGGAUGAAUGUCAUUCCACUAACGAUUUUUUUUGUCGUUGAUGCGACUAUGCUUACAGAAACAAUAUGGACCAAGUGUAGGACAGUGAUCGUAUGAUGCACAAUGCUUUUAUAGUGCGACAAUCCUGAGAAAGAGAUAAUAGGUCUUAUCUCCCUACGGUGAUAUUUUAAUGUUUCGCUAUCACAUCAAUCUUCAAGUAUUCAAUAAAUGUAUAGCAUCACUUUACACAAAAGAUGCACGUGUAAAUUAUUAGAGCAAAUAACAAUCCAUGAAAGUGUCAGUAUCGUUCCAUAAAAGCAUUCAAUUUGCUGUACAAGAAGCUCAAUUGCUGAGGUUUGAAUCAGUAAAUAAGUAAUAAAGUGAAAAACAAGCUGCUGUCACCAUGAAUCGUGGUCUACGGGUUGGAUUUGUCAUUUUUGGUGCAUUGCUAGUAUUUGGCAGUUUUCCGAUCACGGUCACCGACGCCAAUGGUGUUCAGCAAACUUCAUCCACCGGUGAAAACAAGUUCCUCAAAUAUCUAUUCAAUAAAUAUGGCAGCAAGGGAGUGAUCUCGUUCGAGGGCCUGGAGCAUUUGAUGCACAGUCUCGGUUUGGGUGGUUUGGACUUUAUCCCGACGCAUACGCUUGAUGAACACCGACCGGAUGGUUUCAAGACCGAAAAGGUGGUGGAUUCCUUCAGUAAUACUGUCGGUGAUACCAGUGAUAAAGUAACCGUUUCAUUCCCCAACAUUGCCGAUAACGAAGAGAGUGAACCUAAUCGACCCAGGUAUGAAACGGUAAUCAUCAAUAGGCAUACUCCUAUCAGUACAAUCACCGAACCUACGCAGCAUAGCAGCCACGAAGACUCCGGACAAAACUCUACCAAUUCGCGCCAAGAUACAAUCAUCAACAAUUCGUACCAAAUUAGUAACUUGAACGAAGUGCGACCGGCGGAUGUCAAUACUGACCGGCAGCAAAACAAAACCAUACAUUUCAGCAGUGACGAAAGUGAUGAUAACGCUAGUAGCAAGUGGCACAAUGAAGUAUGGCAGGAAAUUAUCUUUAAAGAGAUUCACGAUCCUCAGCAUCGUCAUCCACGUCGAGACGAUCACCGAAAGUCUUGCCUCUCGCCCAUGUCUAUGGUUCAUUUGAUCCUUGAGGAACCAACGAAUACCGAGGAUUUUCUGCAUGCCAACUUUAACUACGAGCUAGACCCGAACAAUCGCCAUCGUCGUUCGUUACCUCACGAACAUGAUCAUGAACAAGAGGAUUGGGAACAGGAUGUAGAAGAAAUAAUUGCUGCCAGAAUAAAGAUCACCCCGGCUACUUUCAAGGACCUGUGUCCCGCGCUGUUAGCUCAAAUCGACCAAAGAGCGUGUAAUCAGAAAUUUCAAUUGAACGAUCAACCUCACGUGGAGAAAAAACUUUUUGCUAAUGCAUGGUUGUAUGCAACGAUCUGCGUUACAAUAAUUUCGGUAUGUGGUCUUACUGGUGUCGCGAUGGUCCCUCUGGCUAAAUCUGUUGCCUACGAUGAAAUUCUUCGUUUUUUGGUAGCUCUUGCUAUAGGAACACUGUGCGGAGAUGCAUUGAUGCAUUUAUUGCCUCAUGCCUUAGUGGCCUCGACCAAUCAGGAUGGUGCACAGGAGAGUCCUACAGGUGGGCACAAUCAUAGCGACGAACCCGUUUGGCUUUGCUUCUGUGCAUUUCUAAGUGCACUGUUUAUGUACACUUUGGAAACGUUGUUGCCACUUCUCAGAUCCCCGCUGGAUGAUGGUCAUCACCACCACCACCACCACGGACACUCACAUUCAAGAGUGACUGCGGUAGUGGAGCCGGAGCCGCAGCAAACAAGACGGAAUACAAACAUUACCGACGAUAUCGAAAUGGAUCUGCAGGAUUCCAAACGGAAAGAAUUGAACACAAUGCUGGAGAAACAAAAAACUGCCAGCAAAUCUUUGAGUCCGGUGGCUUUCAUGGUCAUACUAGGAGAUGGUUUACAUAACGUAACUGAUGGUCUGGCAAUCGGAGCAGCAUUUGCUGCGGAUCCUGUCACUGGAAUGGCAACUUCAUUUGCUAUUCUGUGUCACGAAUUACCCCAUGAGCUGGGAGAUUUUGCGCUCCUGCUGCAGACCGGAGUCAGUAUCCGACGAGCAUUGUUGCUUAAUGUUGUUUCCUCCGUAUUAAGCUUUCUUGGUAUGAUCAUCGGUCUUUUGAUAACCGGACUUCAUGAAUCAGUGGUGCGAUGGAUUUAUGCAGGAACGGCUGGCACGUUUCUGUACAUCGCGCUAGUAGACUUGAUACCUGAGAUGAAUCGAAGCCACGUUGAAGCUUCGGAAGGGAUGCCAAAAUCUAGCAAAUUAAGAGCAGUAUGCUCACAAAUUUGUGGCAUGUUAAUGGGCGGAUUGAUAAUGCUAUCGAUAGCACUGAAUGAGGAUCAUUUGCGAAUGUUAUUUGAAUAAAUUAUUCAUUAUAUUAUUGUUA
Molecule: messenger RNA, 3118 nt
Organism: Malaya genurostris
Lineage: Eukaryota; Metazoa; Arthropoda; Insecta; Diptera; Culicidae
Gene: Zip71B
Product: zinc transporter foi
Exons: 7
Coding region: 1042-3096 (684 amino acids)
Biological process (GO): zinc ion import across plasma membrane; intracellular zinc ion homeostasis
Cellular component (GO): membrane
Molecular function (GO): zinc ion transmembrane transporter activity
Source: RefSeq, a predicted model, not a curated record